Aspergillus eucalypticola CBS 122712 is the source of this 204-nucleotide messenger RNA. Its product is annotated as thioredoxin family protein. The record is from RefSeq and is a predicted model, not a curated record. The transcript has a single exon. NCBI's taxonomy places the organism in Eukaryota, Fungi, Ascomycota, Eurotiomycetes, Eurotiales, Aspergillaceae. The annotation marks the transcript as partial.
AUGUUCUUCGCUGACUGGGCCGGUCCUUGCAAGCUUCUUCGCCCUAACUUCGAUUCGUUCAGCUACGACUACCCGACCAUCAUAUUCUACGAAGUUGAUCCUGACGACCCUGGGAAACUCACUGCCGAUUUAGGUGUUACUUCAGUGCCUACCUUCUUCUUCUUCUUUUUCUUCACAGACGGCGCACAACUCAAUAACCUCACC